Molecule: messenger RNA, 1572 nt
Organism: Anopheles maculipalpis
Lineage: Eukaryota; Metazoa; Arthropoda; Insecta; Diptera; Culicidae
Gene: TfIIA-L
Product: transcription initiation factor IIA subunit 1
Exons: 7
Coding region: 68-1570 (500 amino acids)
Biological process (GO): transcription initiation at RNA polymerase II promoter; transcription by RNA polymerase II
Cellular component (GO): transcription factor TFIIA complex
Source: RefSeq, a predicted model, not a curated record
AGGGUGCUCGUGUGUCCGGGCAGUACGAUAUUACAAAGGUUGCUGUUGGUGAACGCAAAUAUUCAGGAUGUCUCUCAGUCAAACGUCGGUGCUCAAAGUAUACACCACCGUCAUUGACGAUGUCAUUGCCGGGGUGCGGGAUGCCUUUCUAGAUGAAGGUGUGGAUGAGCAGGUGUUGCAAGAAAUGAAGCAGGUAUGGACCACCAAACUAUUAGCCUGCAAAGCUAUCGAGUCCACGCCCGAAUCACAAGACCAACAGAACCCUUCUGCUGUAUCGAACAAGUCGGCAUCACACGCAAAAACGAAUGGAACGAAGAAAUCCAAAGCUGCAAGCGCAGCAGCUACCGCUGCUGCAGCAUCAAAUAAUCAACAGGAAAAUGGAAAGCCCAAUAAUAACACAAAGGCCAAUCCGGAGUUGAAAAAUGCGAACGUACCAUCGUUAGUUCCUACUGGAAAUGCACAGCCAACGUCCGCUGUAAAUCAGAAUAGUACUGGCAAUACCACUUCCACCACCGUUACAAACACUACUACAUCGACACCACAACAGCAGCAGCAACCACAGCAACAACAAAACUCUUCACCGGCUGCCGUUGUUUCUGCUCUCGAUCCGGACAAGCAGGUCGCUAUCCAGAUAACGCUGCCAGCACAACCGAACGUGCCCAACAGUCAGCCGAGGGUGCUCACGAUUCAGGUGCCCGCUUCGGCGUUGCAGGAAAAUCAACUGCAUCAAGUGUUGACCAGUCCGAUCAUUUCCUCCAUCAUGCCACUACCACCGCACAUUGCAUCAAACGUGUUGCAGCAGCAUGUGAAUAAUUAUUUGCAGAAUCUUAAUAUAAAUACCGUUCCGAUACAAAAACAACUGGAUGGUGCCUGUGACGAAAAGCUUUGGAUGGGAGAAGGAGCAGAAGGAGAGGUUGCUGCCAUACACUACAAACUUGUGGAACUACCGCCCAAGAAUAGCUUGGAUCGGUAUCGGCUCGAUCGGCAGCUGAUAAAUGCACUGGUAGCAGCUGGUGCAAAAUCUACCAUCACGAUGGAUGAUAAUGAACCGAUUGCUUCUGGUAGCAGCAGUAGUAGAAGUAGUAGUGGCAUUAACAGAUCGCGGUCAAAGGUAAAGGUAAAGGCGAUGGCUAGAACAGCUCGUCGUCGCCCUCUGAAAGCGAUCCGCGAAUCACGGGAACUGAACGGAGAGGAUGGCGAAGUAUCGUCCACUUCGUUCCAUAUCUGCAGCAGCCUUCAGCUAGAUGGUGCUGUAGACACAUCCGACGAAGAAGGAAGUGACAUCAGUGACGACAACAUUGUCGACGAUGAUGAUGAAGACUUGGACAAAGAGGAGGAGGAUGAUUUGGAAGCGGAAGGUGGAGCGGAGGAGGAACCGCUCAAUAGUGAAGACGACGUGACCGACGAAGACGCAUCCGACUUGUUCGAUACGGAUAAUGUCGUCGUUUGUCAGUAUGAUAAGAUCACACGAUCUCGCAACAAGUGGAAGUUUUAUCUAAAGGAUGGCAUCAUGCAUAUAGGUGGCAAAGAUUAUGUGUUUCAAAAAUCGAACGGUGAUGCAGAAUGGUAAGC